GUUGGUAUCGCCGUCGCGCAACAUGCAGUAGUCAUAACAGAAAGGUUCCAUCGUGAAAACAUACAAAACUACAUUGAUCAGUGCUUUAAGUUAGCGAACCGGAUUCAUUGUUUUAGUUUACUAUUCAAUAUUUAAAAAAUGAAAAUACGUUGAUUACAUUCAGGAUUAUUAAAAACGCAGUCUAACAAUGCGACGUACUACACAUUAGCCAUUCAUGUGAUCGAAGCCGCUUAGGCCUAGGAUGGAAUAUACCACGUCAUCAAUUGUCGAUAGCUUUCCAUUUGAGCCCACCGACAUAAAUGCAUCAAACCUUUCUUCUGUGAACGAAAGCAGUGAAAGUAACAUGAGCAAAAUAAGUUACUUAACACCCAGGUUGGACAUGGAGGAGGAGGGAGUGACAUUCGCAAAAGUGAUUGAGCUUUACGUCGUGCCAAUAUUGGUGGUGACAGGGGCGAUCGGUAACUGCCUCAUUUUGCUGACAGUUCGACAGAGAAAUAUGAGAAACUGGUCUAUUUGUUUCUACUUGGCGGCAUACGCUGUUGGUAACAUCAUCAUUCUCGUGCCAAUGGUAGGUGCAGAGUGGCUCUGUCAUGUAACCUCAACGGUAUACAUCACAAAGCUGACAGAUUGGACUUGUAAGCUAUGGCAAUUCAUCAUGGGUGUUACCAUCUACUCUGGAAUUUGGUUCGUUUUUGCCAUGCUAGUAGACCAGUAUAUCGCUAUUUGGUUGCCAUACAAAGCACAAUCACUGUGUACAAUAUUCAUGGCUAAAUUUGCCAUAGUGAUCAUUAUAAUAGGCUUGACAGUUGUUAGUGUCCAUGCCAUUUGGACAUACGAACUAUUUCAAAACGGAUGCUAUAUACUACACACUCCAAACGAUCUCCUGACGCUUGUGUGGCCUUGGGUGUCACUUAGUUUUUACUGCAUUAUUCCUUUGGUACUCAUAUUCAUUUUCAUUGCUCUAGUACUAUAUGGCACAUUCACGAAGACAACUUGGAAAAAAUCGGCAAGCAAUUACCAAGUCCCAAUGGAUAUUACCGUAAUGACAAUCGCGUUGUCGAUAUUCUAUGUAAUAUUUGUUACACCAGCUACGGUAAUAAACAUCAUAAAGAUAAACCUGCCAAACUCGUGGCUUCAUGAUGAAGAGUUUUACAGAAAUUUAGUGACCAUUGUUGUAGUGGUUGGAGAUCUACUCACCUAUCUUAACCCCACUCUCGCCUUCGUCAUCUGCUUUGCCUUUUCCUCGACGUUCAGACUGGAACUUAAAGAGAAAAUACGAUGUAUGUGUUGUGAAAACGUUACGAGAAUCUAUGAAAUGCAAGUCAACUCGUCCGCAAGUGGUGCAGGAAAUGACCCUGAAAAUUGUUCUGAAACUACACCGUUAUAGGGUAUUUUUGACGACUGUAGAUAAUGCAAAUGGAUAAUUUAAUGUUGUGAAAAGCAAUAGAUUCAGAUAUCUUAUAAAUAUACAUUUCGACAAUUGUUUAAUAGUAUGAACUUGAGUUGCUUGCAUCAAGUGCAUGAGUAUGUAAAUAAAUGGCACAGGGAAUAUUACGGACACGCCUAGAAGUCGUGUACUUUACAGACAAACAAACCAGAAUCACGAGCGACAACGCAAUAUUUUGUUUCCAGAAUCAUAUUAUUUUCUUCAAUAUUUGAAAAUGAUAUGUGUAGGUAGUAUGACAGACUUCUGUUCUGUAAUACAAUGGAAACAACAGAGACAAAUUCAGUGGCAAAGCAUCUUCGAAGGCCAUGUUUAGAUGCCGGACAAAACUAGAGAAAAAACACGCACAAAACAACCAAGACAGACCACACAUAGCAUAGACACAUCUGCAAUCAAACAAGUCGGCGUUAUCAUAUAUAUUCAACAUUGGCACCCGGAAGGCGGGUACUCGAAUACUUUUUUUCAUUGCAUGUUCGGGAUGUGGUUAUGAAUUGACACUCAUGGAUAUUAUUUGAUAUACAAAUGUUGUGAAAAAGUGGUAAAGUUGAUAUAUCAUUGAAGACUACUUUAGUUUGUAGCUAGAGAUCUAUUGACAUCGUCAGUUGUUUGUUAACAAAUAUAAUGAGCUGAAUAUUUUGUACAAAUAAACAAAUAUGUAUAUCUGCAUGAUGCCAUUAUAAGACAAAUAUCUAGUUGUCACAAAAACGCCGAUGUAAGUAUUAAAAAGAAAUAUAAAUGUUUUUGUGAUGGCGUACUAGAAAAACUCGAGUAGGCUUCUUUUGUACGCUACUUCAUUCUUUACUUCAUUUCCGUAUCAGACAUAAGAUAAAUAUUUUGCAAAUGAUAAAAUGCGACUUGCAUACUUAAGUUAAUGCAUACUUGAUAUGAUUUACCUUUUGCGUUUUAUCUUUAUUUAGGAUUGUUGGGAUAAGAGUGAGGUUUGUGCACAUAAACUGCUUAAAAAAACCCAGUAAAUUCACAUUUUACUGACCGUUCCAAGACGGUACCUAC
Mya arenaria is the source of this 2455-nucleotide messenger RNA. RefSeq names its product probable G-protein coupled receptor 139. NCBI's taxonomy places the organism in Eukaryota, Metazoa, Mollusca, Bivalvia, Myida, Myidae. The transcript is spliced from 2 exons. The record is from RefSeq and is a predicted model, not a curated record. Gene Ontology annotation, biological process: G protein-coupled receptor signaling pathway. Gene Ontology annotation, molecular function: G protein-coupled receptor activity. Bases 242 to 1387 code for a protein of 381 amino acids. Gene Ontology annotation, cellular component: plasma membrane.